This is a messenger RNA of Pogoniulus pusillus (Red-fronted tinkerbird), 2075 nucleotides long. It is a transcript of the gene ZMYND10, whose product is annotated as zinc finger MYND-type containing 10. The transcript has 12 exons. NCBI's taxonomy places the organism in Eukaryota, Metazoa, Chordata, Aves, Piciformes, Lybiidae. Bases 608 to 1879 code for a protein of 423 amino acids. The record is from RefSeq and is a predicted model, not a curated record. Gene Ontology annotation, cellular component: cytoplasm; centriolar satellite. Gene Ontology annotation, biological process: outer dynein arm assembly; motile cilium assembly; inner dynein arm assembly.
GGGAACGGGGUCUGGAGGGGGAUGGCCCCGGAGGGUCUGGGGAAGGGGGGAGCACGAGAAAGGGGUCAGAAAGUUGCAGUGCCCGCGCGGGGGCUGUGAGGGAAUCCUGGGCCUCCCCGGAGGGCCUGAGCGGUGAUAAGGAGAGGGUCCCAGGAGGUCUGGUGCAGAGAGAUGGACCCAGAGAGUCAGGGUCAGGUAGAGGAGGGGCCCAAAUUCUUCAGUGUUCUUGGAAGAACAGAAUGAGAGAGAAGGGUCCCAGACGUGGGAUCUCUCCAGAAGGCCUGUAGGGCUAGGGGUGAUGGAGAGGAGGGCUCUCACUUUCGGGGUGUCUCAUGGUGGGUAUUGCUAGGGCAAGGCAGGAGGACAGUGGGAUUGGGGCUGCCACAGGUGGAGCUGCAGCCCCAGGGAGCACAGACUCAGCAGAUGGUGUGGAGUGUGGGGAUUUCCUGGGGAUGGAGGUGCUGGGAGCAGGUUUCCUUGCGUGAGGGACCCUCUUCAGGAGCACAGUGGAGCCCCACAGCCGUUGACCAGAGGUGCCUGGCACUGAUGUCCUUGCUGGCUGCCCUGCAGGUGGCUUCGGCAGCAUGAGUGUGUGGAGAAGCUCAAUAUGCACGCCAUUCUGAGUGCCUCCACGGGUCAGGAGCAGCUCCUCACUGAGCUGCUGGUCACCUACACCAAGAUUCCUGUUCUCAUUGGGGAAUUGAUUUCUGUGGAGAUCUGGAAGCAUAAGAUCUUUCCUGUGCUGUGCCGGCUGGAGGACUUCAAGCCCAGAAGCACCUUCCCCAUCUAUGUGGUGCUGCACCAUGAAGCCUCCAUAAUUAACCUCUUGGAGACGGUCUUUUUUUACAAGGAGGUCUGUGAAUCGGCAGAGGACAGCAUUCUGGAUUUAACUGAUUAUUGCCAUCGGAAAUUGACCUUGCUUGCAGCUCAGAGCGCCAACAGACAGACAGUGACCCCAGCGGAGCUUCCUCCUGAGGAUCUGGCCAGUCUCUCAUCCAUGCAGGAGCUGCAAAAGCAAGCGGAGGUGAUGGAGUUUGAGAUCUCCCUGAAAGCUCUGUCUGUGCUGCGGUUCAUCACCGAUCAGGUGGAGAGCCUGCCCCCGAGUGUGCUGACACGGAUGCUGAACACUCACAAUCUACCCUGCCUCCUUGUCGAGCUGGUGGAGCAUUGCCCCUGGAGCCGCUGGGAAGCAGGCAAAUUCAAGAAGUUUGAGAAUGGUACAUGGCACCUGGUGUCCCCUGAAGACCAGGUGAAGAUGACCAAACUUGAUGGGCAGGUGUGGCUUGCCCUCCUCAACCUCCUGCUCAGCCCUGAAUGCCAGCGCAAAUACCACUUUGAUGGCUUCAACAAGAGCCAGCUCCUCAAGCUCCGUGCAUUCCUGACAGAUGUCCUCAUUGACCAGCUGCCCAACUUGGUGGAGAUGCAGAGAUUUCUGAGCUACCUUGCAGUAACAGAGCCAGCUCCCGCAAAAAAGCAUCUUGUCCUCGAGGAGCUCAGCUCAGGAGAGAUGAUGCCCUGGCAAAGCAGCCAAGUACCCAUUUCACAGGUUCCUGUCAUCUGGGACCAUGUCAUCAAGAAAAACAUGGGGAAGUGGGAGGCCAUCGCCAGGCACCAGGUGAAGUGUGUCUUCAGCCCCACUGAGGAGGAGCUGAAGCUCCAUGCACACAGGUGGACACAGCUCUACAGCCUGGACAUAAUGGAGGCUCUAGCCCCUGACAAGCCCCACUGCAGGGUGUGUGGUGCAGAGGCAACCAAGCGGUGCUCUCGCUGCCAGAACGAAUGGUACUGCACACGGGCAUGCCAGGUCCAGCACUGGCAGAAGCACAAGGCUGCCUGCAACCUGAUGGCUGGGGCACUGAAGAGUGUGGAUGGCCUGUAAGAGAAGCAGGGACUGGCAUCUGCCCCGCAGGUCAGCAAGGCAAAGGUAUAACCCCUGCUUGCAGCCAAGUAAAAAUGGAAAGAAGCCAAAAAAGGCCCCUCUGCUUGACCUCAGUCCCAGGCAAUGCUGACUGGUCUCAGCCUCUCACACCACCCCACUCUGCAGCCUUCUCUAAUAGACCUCCUUGUGCACCUUA